AUGUCGUACGCUAUUGCUGCCGCUAAUGGAUCCUCUAAGGAAGCCACCGAGAUAGAACUAUCCACUGAACUUGCUAAGACUGCCAUUGCUGAUUCUCCAGUCGAAUCAGCUGGUGACGAGGACAAAACACCAUCACCCAAAUCAGAGAAGAAUAGCAAACCAAAGGACAAGUCCACCAAACAAGACGAUGCAGAAUUGGAGGCCGAAAAGAUUAAAAAGAGCUUGGCUCCAGCCCCCGUUCCUGUGGUGAAUGCUUGGGGUAGUAGUAUACCGUCCGCAGCUAUUGAUGAAAUAGUCAAAACCAAGGAUGACAUUUUAACCGCCGCCUCACGAGAGAAUUCAAAGAGCUCCUCCAAGCCUGCGGCAGCCAAACAGGGUAAAGAGAAAUGGGUCCCAUUCAAAGCUGCUGUAGUUCUUCCAGCUGCUCCCAAACCAGUUUCUUCGAAGUCCCAGAAGAAAAAUAAGAAGAAGGUGAAGGACCAGUCGAACAAGCAGAAUAGGAAGAAAACACCUAUUAAGCAGCAGCAGCAUCAACAGCAAGCACAAAUUAAGGGUUCAGACGAAAAUAACAAGAAGCUGGACAAGAAACAACCUAACGGUACCAGCACAGAGUCAGCUGUCGCUCCAAUCGCCACUCCUCUAGAGUUUAAUGAACAGCAAACUGCUACCGCUAAAGCCGUCCCCCCUCAGGUACCACAACAGGACAAUUUGGAUCAAGUCGAGCAGCCUAUAUCUACUUCAGACGACCACCAGCAUGAGCAGUCCCAACAGAACCUGCACGCUCACCACAACCACCAAAAUAACCACAAACCUUACAGACAGUUCAACAAUGGAUACCGCAAAUACCAGGGUCGCCAACAAUACAACAACAACAAUGGUGUAUUCAUCCCAUUCAACAAUAGGCAACAGCACCCACAAGGAUUUCACGGUUUCAUUCCAGCAUAUUCUCCAAAUGCUUUCCAUCCAAGACCUUUCCAGCCUAUAUAUCCACAGCAGGCCGCCGCAUUUGCUGCACAAGAUCCCCUCCCUAGCUUAACUUAUCAGCUAGAUUACUAUUUCUCAUUAGAAAACUUGGUCAAGGAUAUAUAUUUGAGGAAACAAAUGAACUCUCAAGGUUUCAUCCCAUUGACUGUGAUCUUCAACUUUUUCCGGGUCAACGCUCUAAGUUCUGGCAACUAUCAUUUAGUUGUGGAUGCCUUGAAGUACUGUAUGAACAUUGAGUCUCGUGGUUCGGACAAUGGAAUUAAGAUCAGGGCCCUCAAUGAUUGGGAAAAGUGGGUUUUACCCUUUUCCCAAAGAGAAGAGUCUGGUAAGGAUGAAUCUGUUCCUGAACCAGUUUCCGAAAUCAUUCAAACGGAGGUUGAGGCUUCUACUUCAACAUGA
This is a messenger RNA of Komagataella phaffii GS115, 1383 nucleotides long. RefSeq lists its product as hypothetical. The transcript has a single exon. NCBI's taxonomy places the organism in Eukaryota, Fungi, Ascomycota, Pichiomycetes, Pichiales, Pichiaceae. Bases 1 to 1383 code for a protein of 460 amino acids. Gene Ontology annotation, molecular function: RNA binding. The record is from RefSeq and is a predicted model, not a curated record.